AUGGCUGUCAUUCCGACAAACGCCCUGCGCCCUCGUGGUGACAAUUCGGGCCGGACCUUCUCCAUCAUCUUUGCCGUCGUCGCCUUUAUCGUUGUUUUUGGAUGCGUGGUCUGGGGCAUCGUCCUCCCAAAAUAUCGAAAGAGACGCGACACUCAUCCUUUAGGUGCUCGAUACAUGGUCACUCCAAGUUACCCACCAUUCAGUCCUCCUCCUCGAUUCCCGAGCCAUCCUGCUCUGCUGCGUAACUUUCGAAAGCAGCCUCCAAACCCGGUCCAACAUUAUGAUCCGAGAACUGAGAGCCCUUUCCCAAACAGCCUUGCGCAGCUGAAUGCAAUCUAUCGCCCUCUUCAAGUUGGCUCAAGCAACACUGCCGGCCUCAGUUAUGGGCCUUUUACCCCCGCUCAAUGCUGGCUUUCAACAAGGCUUCAGCCACAACACAUGCCACAAGGCAACUUGCAAAGAGCAAGAAAAGGUGCAGGAACUGACCCGCGAAACUUUACCACAUUCAAAGGAAAGCAUGAUUACAUACUCCCGGUCCCGGAGCCGGUUGUCUUGAAGCCAAGGCCUGCAGGGAGACCACCACCAUUGACGAGGCAGCUGGAGCGAUUUCCCAUCCCUCUGGGCUCUGGCCGUAAAGGAGGACUCGUCCAUCCCGUCAAGCUUUUUCAAGAGUUGGAACAACGAAGCUCGAUGUCAACCACAGAUACCUUUGGAACUCCCUGCCCUACCACACAGAGUACGACUCACCUGACUGAUACAGAGAUGUCGGUGAUGAAACUACCCGCGGAAUGCAAGACUCCCCCUGGACGACCCCAGCGAGAGCUGCUCAAGCUUGUGGAAUGCAAGACGCACAAUUCGCUACAGCGCCGUCGGCUGCCAAUCACGAGAAUUCUACCCAUAAACCGUGACGAGGCAGGAACACCACAGACGACGAAAACGGAGAAGCAGGAAGGAUUGGAAAGAAUGGGGACACUGACAAGACCAAAGACUCCUGUGGCUGAGAUACGGGACUGGUUCGAUCGAGCGGCUAGCGCUGCCAACAAGGACAAGGUCUCAUCCAAGCCUUACACGCCCUCCACCAAUCCUUUCACCACCCCUAGAGCAACAUCGACGCCAGCGACUUCGCCAACACAGUCUACCAAGAAGUCACGGAGUCUUGCAACGUCCUCUCGACCACAGGGUGCGGCUCCUUGCAUAAAUGUACCAUCACACGCACACAGGAGAACACCCAGUUCAGUGAUCCUCCCGUCCCCAGAGAAGCUCAAUACGUUGCGACACGCUCGGCCGAGCAAACGACCGUGCCAGGCAGCCAAAGGGUCUCCGGCUAAGAUUUUCAAGCGGCGUUCAAUUUCUGGGCGUGCCAAACUCGCGUCUUGGUCCCAGCUUCGACCCAACAAACGAAUCUCGCGGCGUUACUCUUCUUCUUCACUAUCAACGAUCUUCAAGCCGAUCCUCACACCUAGAAGCAAGCACAGUCUGUGUACAUCAAGCAUAUACAGCCGUGACAUGAGAGGGCUGAGUCCUACAGGAGGGCCAGAUCGCCAAGGAGGAGACGCCGAGAGCAACGACCGAGUUGAAUUGCCAUCAGGGAAGGGAGCCGACUUGGCUCGCAAUAUAUCUGCCUCAAUUGACCAUGUGAAGUCCAAGAUUGACAAUUGGGACCUACACACCGGCCAUCUGGAUGCGUCUGUCAUGCCCCAGUGCGUGAUCAAGCGUUCGAUUUCGGAUUCUGGACUUCGUCGUUCGACCUUGCGAAACUGCGAAGAUCGUCCUGCUAGCAGGCAGGAAACUGGCGAGUUCAGCCAUCAAGGUCCGGGCAAAUCUAUUCCCCUUAUUCAGAUUGGCCGACCCAGUGACGACGUUUUCGGCAUCGAAGCAGAUGGCUUCCAGGCCCACGAAGCCGGCAAAUUGAUGAAGAGAAUCGGGAAUUUUGAGGCAGCACCAAUCAUUCUUGGUGGCUUAGGUCACGGCACAGCGCCAGGUGGCGGAGACUGGAUUUGA
Molecule: messenger RNA, 2001 nt
Organism: Cladophialophora psammophila CBS 110553
Lineage: Eukaryota; Fungi; Ascomycota; Eurotiomycetes; Chaetothyriales; Herpotrichiellaceae
Exons: 1
Coding region: 1-2001 (666 amino acids)
Source: RefSeq, a predicted model, not a curated record